This is a messenger RNA of Wyeomyia smithii (pitcher-plant mosquito), 1062 nucleotides long. RefSeq lists its product as uncharacterized. The transcript has a single exon. The coding region runs from base 1 to 1062 and encodes 353 amino acids. NCBI's taxonomy places the organism in Eukaryota, Metazoa, Arthropoda, Insecta, Diptera, Culicidae. The record is from RefSeq and is a predicted model, not a curated record.
AUGAAAACUGGCCAAAUCGCUAACAAGAUCCAAGCAGACAAGUCCCUUAACAAGUUGAACUACAAAGCUUACAUCCCGAAACACUUUAUUGCCAUAUCAGGUGUCGUAACUGGUGUGCCGAUCGAUAUGACGCUGGACGAGAUUAUGGAAAACAUGACAUGUGUAGUACCAAUUUUGGGAGUCAACAGAUUAUACCGCUACGUAGAUGGAGAAAAGGUUCCAGCGUCACGCAUCGGAAUAACUUUUAAAAGCAACCGUCUUCCCUCGGAAGUUCGCAUGUUUUGUUGCAACAACUAUGUCAAGCCGUUCGCUAACAAGGCAGUAUUCUGUAACAACUGUCUCAGAUACAACCACAAAUCGAUUAACUGCAGGGCACGCCAAAGAUGCGGCCAGUGUGGACAACUACAUGAAAAUGGAAACAAUAAGGAAUGUAAGGAGUUAAUCAAAUGUCUACAUUGCCGGACAGAAGGUCAACAUCAAACCGGAGACUUUGGAUGCCCAGAACGAAAAAGACAGAAUAACCUCAAAACCAUAAUGGCAACAACUAACCUAACGGUGGUGGAAAUACGGGAACAAUAUCCUAUAUACACAGAAAAUCAGUUCAGUUUAUUAGAAAACAUUAGGGAACAUCCCACACUGGUGGACUCAUAUGCAGAUACGGUAAAAAACAAAGUGAAACCAGGACCAACAAGACAAAGACACCAACAAGCGAAAAGAAUACCAGAGGAAGACCCAAUCGAGUCUGAGGCAAAAGCGUAUAACGAUAAGAAGCGUAAAACACAAGAUUCAGGGAACAAUGGAGUAGCGCUUUUUAAUCGAUACAAGGUAGAUAAAAAAGAAAAACUACGCUGGAAGAUGGAGUUGCACAAAGCAUCCAGACAGAGAACGUACAGAGAUCACGAACAGAAUUCUGUAGAUCUUAUGGAAGGACAGGAAGAAGAAACAUAUUCCGGAAUGCCUUUGAGACCGCAAGGGCUUGACCACAGAGAACAAUCAAGUCAACCACCUGACACCAACAAGAUAAGGUACAAUUACGGUAAAUUUGACGGUAAACCGCAAUAA